AGUGUUGCACAAGCUUACAAAGCAGCAUUUUCUCGAUAUUCUCAUUGACUUGAAAGCGACGAAAUGUUGUCGGUUCUCAUCAUAUUAUUUAAUAUCAUUAGUCACUCCAUUGCUCUCAUUGAAUAUACUAACAGAAUCAUGGACGAAUCGUUGACCGUUUUUUACAAUCCUAUUUUUUCUCUUGAAAUUUUAAAAUCAGAUAAUAAUAGUGCAGUGUAUUUAAAAAUUGCCAAACAAAUUCUGAAGGCUGACAAAUUACGCUUUAAUAUCAUGGUGAAAAGAUUUGAUGGCGUAAUAAUUCUUGUUCCGAACGAUCUUGUACUAUUGUGUGACCUGUUAGAGGAAGAAAUUACAAAUCAAAAUAGCAUCUUGUUUAAAUUACGAUUUUCACGCGUUUUCAAUAUGGAAGGAAUGCAUUGUCCUAUACCUGCUGGAAAAAAGAAGCUCAUGCCAUAUAUGCUUCCGUCGUAUAUCGUACUGGAUAACGAUAUUGGCUGCGGAGAAUUUAAUUUCAAAAUUACUAUAAAAUCAUGCAACGAAGAAAAGUUGCAAAGCUGCGCACCAAUGAUCUCUGCGAAAACAAUCAUAAAUCUACAAGCGGAACAUUGCUCCAACAUCUUAACAUAAAUAUUAUUAAAAAAUUAGUUUCCUUUAUAGUAAAUAAAUAAAACAAAUACAAUGUUGUCAUAUAAUGUGAUUAUAAUGUAAUAUUGUUCAAUAUCUUAAAAGUAAUGACUUUUUCUCGCAUGGCGUAUUGUUAAUUAUCGUUUAAUAGCUUAACAGAAUCAGAAAAUGGCUGAUCGUAUAGACUUGUGUAGACUUCGCAAGGAUUUAUAACUUGAUUACAUAAACUCAUGAUAGACAAUAUCAUGCCGUUUAUCGAAUUUUUUGUUCCUUUUGAGAUCUCAAAGAUAGAUAACAAGGUGCCAAGUUUCAUAAGCACAUCCUUGCUUAUCGAAUGCCUGCAUCAUUGACACAAUGCGUGUUAGUGUAUAUAUAAGAGUACAUGUACAAGGGAGUGCGAAUAACUCGCGAGAAACCGUCUAAACGUCUUAUCAACCUUCAUCGGAUAAUAUCGAUGUCUGAACCUGAACGUAAUGUUUAUGAGUAAUGGUUUGAGAUCGGGCAGUAAGGUCGACUCCGAUGAACCGUACACGGAAUUUGAGAUUUAGAUACAGAUAUCGAACUUGUACGCUGGACAACCUGCAUUGUCUUAUUACGUAUUAUAAUCCUAGCCCAUUUAAAUUUGUCUGUCGUUGUUCGGUCAGAUAUCAACUUUUCAACUGUCACAUUACGCAAAUUCUAUUUUUAUACGUCAAGGGAUAUCUCAAGGGAUAUCUCAACUCUAAGUUAUGUAUAUUUCUUUUUUUUUUUUAUUUAACAAAUGCAUAUUCAUUCAUAAAGUCUCUCUUAUUAAAUGUAUAAUAAAUAUUUUCGCCUUACGUGAAGUAUUCUAUACUUAUAUUAUUGAAUGCAAUACUAUGUGUAUUAUUUUCAUAACAUAAUUAUUAAAUUUCAUAAUUUAUAAAGAUGUUAAUAGCUAUAGAAAAUAUAUCAUGAUCGUGAUGCAUAUAGAAAAAAUGUAGAGAUAAUUUGUACCGGAUGAAUGCGUAGAUAAAUAUAAUAUUCUCUAAUGAAAACAUUACAUUAUAAGCUCAUAUGUCAUAUAAUUAUCAAGAUUAAAUACAUAACGGUUCACGCAUCUGAUAAUUAAUAACAUUGCAAGCACUAAUUGUGUACGCAUAACUGUAAAAUUGAUUAUGUGAACGUUAGCAUUGAUAAAAGUACGAUGACUUCUUUUUACAACACAAAUGUGUAUGACAAUACAGGAUAUUAUCGUGAUAAUAUGACACACGGAACAAUAAAUAAAAUUAAAGAAAGAAGAAACGGAAAGGGAAAAUUGUAUAU
Messenger RNA from Cataglyphis hispanica, 1908 nucleotides. RefSeq lists its product as uncharacterized. The transcript has 4 exons. The record is from RefSeq and is a predicted model, not a curated record. The coding region runs from base 64 to 627 and encodes 187 amino acids. NCBI's taxonomy places the organism in Eukaryota, Metazoa, Arthropoda, Insecta, Hymenoptera, Formicidae.